AUGGCUGAUGGACAGGCACAACCAUCCGGAGGAUCUUUUGCUCAGCCACAGGUCCCACAUCAUCCUGUCGCCGCCACCACCAUCGGCCCUUUGCACAAUAAGCCCAAGGCGUCAACUUAUGUCGACCAGGAUGAAGGAGGCCAGGUUGAUGAGCUCUGUGAAAUGCAAGAAGAGCUCCCACCUUAUGAUAGCGUAUCCGCUGAGAGGUUCGUGAUGGAUCUCAACGAAAUUCACGAAUGCCGUUGCUCUGAUAUGAUACGAUGGCUCUCCAACCAGAGAUCAUGCCCCUCUAUCAAAGAAUGUCCCACUCUUGGUACCUAUGACGACUUCAUUCUUUUCCCCUCAUCAUCGAGCUGUUCUUCCGAACAAGAUUCCAGUAUCGCGAGCUGCUUUACAGAUGAUCUAUCUUGCAGCACCGAGUGUACUGACACGUUAUCUGCCAAUCCUUCCAUGGAUCCAUCGCUGCCGUCUUCACAAAUAUUGAGGAAGCUGCCGCUCCAGGGCUGUUGCCAAGACCUGGGCCAGGGUCGAAACAUGUCAUUUGCUAACAUCGUAAAUUGGCUUUGCGACGGUGGGAAAGAUUUUGGCUUUACCAAUCUUCAAGAUUCGUUCCUGCAUGGUGCAAUGAACUCGACAAAUACCAACAAACAGAAGGACCCCAGCGUCGAAGAGCCGGCAGCUUAA
Endocarpon pusillum Z07020 is the source of this 684-nucleotide messenger RNA. RefSeq lists its product as uncharacterized. Lineage: Eukaryota; Fungi; Ascomycota; Eurotiomycetes; Verrucariales; Verrucariaceae. The record is from RefSeq and is a predicted model, not a curated record. The transcript has a single exon. The coding region runs from base 1 to 684 and encodes 227 amino acids.